This is a messenger RNA of Leptidea sinapis, 3906 nucleotides long. Its product is annotated as zinc finger SWIM domain-containing protein 5-like. Bases 88 to 1008 code for a protein of 306 amino acids. NCBI's taxonomy places the organism in Eukaryota, Metazoa, Arthropoda, Insecta, Lepidoptera, Pieridae. The transcript has 7 exons. Gene Ontology annotation, cellular component: Cul2-RING ubiquitin ligase complex. The record is from RefSeq and is a predicted model, not a curated record.
CUGCGGCACGCCGCGCCGCCCGACGCGCCGCACCACCACCGCGACCUGCUGGCGGCCGCCUUCGAGCUGGGCUUGCAGGUGUUAAGAAUGACCCUGUCGGCCGUGAACUGGAGACGACGCGAGAUGGUGCGAUGGCUGGUCACCUGCGCCACGGAACUGGGUCUUGACGCGUUGCUCUCUAUAAUGCAGAACUGGUACGAGCUGUUCACUCCGACGGAGGCGACCGGGCCAGUGGCAGCGGCGGCCAUGUCCCACGCUACCGCCCUCCGGCUGGGGCUCACCUUCGAGCAGCAGGAGAAACUCAGCGCCUGCGCACGGACCUUGGCGCUGCAGUGUGCGGCUAAGGACCCGCCCGGGUGUGCACUCAGCGCGCUGUCAGUGUGCGAGGGGUCUGCGGGCGCCUUCGAGGCCGCGUGUGCGGCCGUGGGAGGAGCUGCGGCGCGCGGGGCCCUGGCGUCCAGUCAGCUGUUCGCGGUGGCGCGGUACAUGGAGCAGCGGGGCCAGCCCGCGCGGGCCAUGCGGCUGGCCACCCUGGCCAUGAGGAACCUGCAUCUACACUACAACCAGGACAGUCACCCAGCGAUCGCCGACAUACACUGGGCCGUCGCACUGGCUCACUCACUGGGUCGCGCGGAGUUACAGACGAUGUUGCCGCUACUGGUCAAGAAUGUACAAUGUGCACCUGUGCUUUCGGACGUGCUGCGCCGGUGCUGCGUGGCGGCAGCAGGGUGCUCCCGCUCGCGCCCCCCUCCCCCGCGCCCGCCCACUCCGCUGCGGCCGCUGCUGGAGGCGGCGCUGCGAGCGUACGCCUCCACCACGCACGCGCGACUGGCGCACAUAUCUCCUAGACACUACGCGGACUUUGUCGACUUCUUAGGUAAGGCCCGUGACACAUUCGCACUAGCGCACGACGGCCCACAUCAGUUCGCAGCCUUAUUACAAGAAAUUAAACUCAAAUACAAAGGCAAGAAGAAACUUAUGUUCCUCGUGAAAGAAAGAUUCGGUUGAACAUACCGUGUAUAUUGCAAUUAGAAUAUUUUUGUAAUGUUGGUAGAUGUGCAAUAGAGCAUAUAAAAUUGUUAAUAAUUUGGGAAUGGCACCCGACACGACAGCCAUCUUUGAAUCGCAUCCCUACCAAAUUAAUAUACCUCAUUCAUCAUGUAAAUUAACUGUUCAUAUUAAUUUGCUAUAUUUAAGAUUUAUUAUUACCAGUUCUAAUCCUCGUUCGAAGUCCAUCUUUUACUUGAAAAGAACUAAAAAAAUCACUCUUUACAUACUUGCCUUAAAAUAUCAUAAAAUUAUUGCUUCAUGUUUGCAUUGGCAGCAAGACUAGUAGCCCAAUCCAAAAUCAUUCGAAAAAAAAUUCUCGUGGACUCAACAAUGACAAUUGACAUUUUUGUACAAAAACCUUCAUAUCAAUGAAAGUGGAGGGCUGUGAAAUGGGACUCUUCGUACUUGGAAUAGAAUAUAAUAUUCUUUGAUAGAGUGAUGCUUCCCGCCAAAAUAUGAAAGUGUAGAAUAAUGUCUAAAUGGGUGCCAACUGUAUUACCUCAUCAAUCGUUUGUGACUAGCUCGAGUCGUACCAAUCCAGUCUAAUGCAAAGUAUUAUUUAAAUUAGGUUAAACCGUAGUGUUAUCACUAAGUAGGCAGCAUUGUAAUGAUCUCAAUGAUUCCAUUUUGUAAAUAGAAUUAGGUAUGUGUACAUAUUAGCUAAGUUAAUUUAAGUCGUUGGAAUUAUUAGAUAUAUUUUACUGGGAGUAUGCGUUAAAUGUUAGCGCAUUUUUUUUUUAUUUGAGCCAGCACCAGAGUAAUAACGACGUCCAUAGCACGGUUUUAAACUAAAAUGACAACACCAAAGAGAUACCUAUUAUGUAAAUAAGUUGCUUCAAAAAUAUUGUAUGAUGUAAUGCCAUUCUUUCAGUAUUCUUGAGUAUUCUUUUUUAUGUUUUCGUUUCACCGUUAUACUUAUGUUAUAAUCGUCCGGCUUAAUUAUAUUAUUAUUAUAUCUGUUUAUUCAAGUUUUCUGUUUUAAGCAUUGUAGUUAUUUUAUAGUUAUAAUAUCAAACAAGUGCAUUUAUAUACAUAGAACUAUUUAAAUGUAGAAAUUUCGGAUAGCAUUCAUUAAUUAGGUGAAUUUGAGUACCUUUACUGUGUAUAGUUUGUAAGUAAGCUGGAUUUUUGUACUAUUUGGUACGUGAUGGUUGUUCAUGCAUCGAUUUCCUAACAAUCACUUGCCAGAUGCAAACGUUACUAACAGCCACUUAUUGUAUAAACAACGAGUUGCCACACAAUUAACAGAAAUACUAAAGUAUGUAUUUUGUACAAUGAUAUGUCAGUAUUUUGUUAUAAUUGAUAAUAUUUAUGAUUAAUAUGUUUGAUUAAAUGCAGCAGCAAAAAAUAGUUUAUUUAAUUUUUCACCGACAUCUCUGUAAGAAUUGAUCGUCUUAUUUUGCUCUAUGCUACAAAAGUUUGACAAGUUUAUUGGAUUAAAGGAAUAUUUUCUAAGCGAAAACAAUUUUUUUACAGUUAGACGAAAAAUAUAAUUCAUACAUUAGUACAAAACAGCUUAUAAUAAUGAUUUUACUUCUAGUACUUAUUUUAAAUUAAUUUCGUUUUAAAUAUGUGUAGAGCAAAGUAUUGACAAUUAUUUGUUGAUAAAAUUAUGGCAAUAAGUUCAUGUGCCGCCGGUGUGUGUUUUCAUACAAGUGAUGUAUCCGAGAUUUCAAAGUGUACAUUUAUUAUUAAGAGAAAAUUAAAGUGAUACUUUGUUUUACUAUGAGAUAAUUUAUACGUCUAGAUAAACCCUAUUGCGGAUGCCGGCUACAUUAUGGGUACCACAACGGUGCCUAUGUCUGCCGUGAAGCAGUAAUGUGUAAACAUUACUGUUUUUCGGUGUGAAGGGCGCCGUAGCUAGUGAAAUUACGGGGCAAAUGAGACGUGACAUCAUACAUCUCAAGGUGACGAGCGCAACUGUAGUGCCGCUCAGAAUUUUUGGGUUUUUCAAGAAUCCUGAGCGGCACUGCUUUGUAAUGGGCCGGGCGUAUCAAUCAGCACAACGCCCUGCUCGUCUCUUCCUUUAUUUUCAUUAAAAAAAAAGGCAACGCAUGACAUCAGACCAGGUUCAUUAUUUUAGUGUGCAUGACAGCUACGUCCUACACUCGCGAUGCACCAGUCACUUUGUUCUAGUCUGUGUCCGUUGCUGAAAAUGAAGGCUAACAGUUCGCCGCUAUUUUUUUCGACGUGCUCAUCCCUGUCACAGUUUAUCUAGACGUAUAAUUAUCUAAAGUUCUACCAUUGAAAGGUUGGUAUUUCUGCAAUUUUCAAUUCAAAAUGGCGCCAUAAACCGAUUAGGACUUGUAUGUAAUUUGCCUAUUUUUGUAUUAAAUUGUCGGAUAGUAAUUUUACGCAUUAUUAUUUCUUGCAACUAGAGUUUUCUUAAGUAGUAAUAUAUUAGUUUAAUUUAUUGAAACAAUUUCGGCAAAAUGUAAAUCUGUUUAUUUUGAGUACAUCUACCCCCUUAUUCAUAAUGGUCCGCUAACUUUAAACAGCCGCUAAGGAGUGUUUUUUCUCAUUCUGACUUAGGUCAAUAGAUGAAGACAAAGUGCGAAUUAGCAAUGCUUUAUGUUAGCAGACUAUUAUGAAUAAGGGGGCUAGUAUAUUGGUACAUUAAUUUAAACAGCGAAUAUUAUUUUAUCAACCAAACACAAUACAUAAAGUAAACCGUAAGUGCCUUUAUGAUAUUGUACUGAAAACACGAACCGGUAGUGCAAUUUCAAUGUAUUUUAUUGUUUAUUGAAAAUCAGGUUUCAGUUUACUGAAAAUAUUGAGAUUGUGGUUUACGUGAAACGUAGACACCCUUCCACUGUUAAUUUGAGAAGGUGAUAAUAAUAAAUAUAUUAAAUAAUA